This is a messenger RNA of Vigna radiata var. radiata (mung bean), 1866 nucleotides long. RefSeq lists its product as uncharacterized. Bases 1 to 1866 code for a protein of 621 amino acids. The transcript has a single exon. The record is from RefSeq and is a predicted model, not a curated record. Lineage: Eukaryota; Viridiplantae; Streptophyta; Magnoliopsida; Fabales; Fabaceae.
AUGGCCGAGAAUACGCGCAUGAAAGAACUCGCCGCCGAAGUGAACCGUCUCAAAGAUCUACCGGAAACUAUGAACAAAAUGGUGGAAGCUUUGAACCUUCAAGAUAAGGAGAUGAAGAAGCUUAUGGAGCUAUUAGCUACUCGUGAGAAAGACCACGCUACUCGUUUUGAGACACUGGAGUCAAAUCUGGACUCACUACUUCGAUUGGGAGUCACACAGAAUACUGCUUCGUCGCAUCCACCAUUUCAGGUGCGAAACGUCAAACUAGAUUUUCCCAGAUUUGAUGGAGCUGAUGUGUUACAAUGGAUUUUUAAGGCUGAGCAAUUUUUUGGCUAUUAUCACACUCCUGAUGACCAGAGACUCACUAUUGCUGCCAUACACCUAGAUAAAGAGGUAGUUCCUUGGUUUCAAAUGCAAAUGCGUGAUAAUGCUUUUCCAACUUGGAUUGCUUUUACUAGAGCUCUGGAACUGGAAUAUGGACCUUCUCCCUAUGAAUGUAUCAGAUCUAGUUUAUUCAAAUUGACUCAGGAAAAUUCUGUUCAGAAUUACUAUGUGAAGUUCACAAACUUGGCUAAUAGAGUACAGGGGGUUACUGCUGAAGCUCUGUUAGAUUGCUUUGUGGGGGGACUCAAACCUGAUAUUAGACGUGAUGUUCUUGCUCAAAAUCCAACCACGUUACUGAGAUGUGUGUCACUGGCUAAACUCUAUGAGGAAAAAUACAUAUCCAAGCCGAAACCCUAUCACAACACCUCUAGCCGUAAUACACCAGCCACCAACCCAAAUCUCUCUCAAUCCCUCAAAACGACCAGUUUACCCCCACUUCUACCUAGUCCCACCAAUACCACACCCAUAAAAAAGAUGACCUCUGCAGAAAUGCAACUUCGAAGAGAAAAAGGACUAUGUUUUACAUGUGAUGACAAGUUCACUCCUUCGCAUAGAUGUCCAAAUAGGCAAUACCUGUUGCUGCAACUUGAAGAAGAGGAAGUUCUUCCUGCACAAGAAUCUGCUCCUAGUGAGCUACCCUUGGAAUCUCCAAUUUUAUUGGAACCUCACUUGUCUUAUAAUGCUUUGAAAGGUGCCUCCGGGUUGGGGACUAUGCGAUUUAACGGUUUGAUCAAUGGAGUACAAGUCCAGGUGCUCCUUGAUAGUGGUAGCUCCAAUAAUUUUUUGCAACCUAGAAUUGCUCAUUGCUUAAAGCUGCCUGUUGAGCCAAUUCCAGAAAUUAAAGUUUUGGUAGGGAAUGGUCAUGCUCUUCAUGCUGAAGGCCUUGUCAAUAAUCUAGAGGUGAAGAUUCAAGGGAAUUCUCUCAUUUUACCAGUUUAUUUACUUCCAGUUUCGGGUGCUGAUUUGGUCCUUGGAGCUUCUUGGCUCUCAACUCUAGGCCCUCACAUAGCAGAUUACAGCAAGUUGACCAUCAAGUUUUUAUCAAACAACCAAUUCAUUACAUUAUAUGGGGAUUAUACUCAAUUACCAUCACAAGCUCACUGCCACCACCUUAAAAGAUUCCACCAAACUCAAGCCAUUGCUGAAUUAUAUUCCCUUCAUUUUUCUUUCAACACAGUUUCCACUGACCAACCUCUGGACUUGCCCACAAAUAUUGCCCCUGAUCUAGCCAUCUUGUUGCACACGUACAAACAAGUCUUUUCCAUUCCCUCUGGUUUACCUCCAUACCGACUUCACAACCACUCAAUUCCCUUAAUUAAGGGUGCCCAACCUGUGAAAGUUAAGCCAUAUAGAUACCCCCAUAGUCAAAAGGAACAGAUUGAAAAAAUGGUGAAAGAUAUGUUGGAUGAUGGUAUAAUUUCUCCUAGCAAUAGCCCUUUCUCUUCUCCCAUCAUAUUGGUUAAGAAGAAAGAUGGCACUUGA